AUGAGUAUGCGCGUGGCGUGGGCCAGGUGGUACUGGAUCGUAAUACUGACGACGUGCGCCGCGAGGACCGCCAGUGACUGGCUUGAUUGUGCUCAAAUCGCCACUUGUCGCUGCAAAUGGUCUUCUGGGAAGAAAACUGCAUCGUGUGCCUCCAGUGACCUACGCCGCCCACCAGCUCUCUCAUCCGAUAUACAAGUCCUUGAUCUACAUGAUAAUCCACUGAGAAACCUUCCACAAGAAGUUUUUGCUAGCAUAGGCCUACUCAAUUUGCAGCGUCUAAAUCUUCGGGCAACGAAUUUGAGGUCAAUACAUGCCGAUGCUUUUUUGGAACUAAGAAUAUUGAUAGAAGUGGAUUUAGGAGACAACGACUUAUCCCAUCUGCCGAGGGAUAUAUUUCGAGGCAACGAAAGAUUACGCCUGGUCGUUCUUAGCAACAAUCCUCUGACAACGUUAAUUGCAGAUCAAUUCCCGCCUUUACCACACCUGCGAAUGCUGUUAUUAGACGGCUGCAGAUUAAGGUCGAUACAUACAAAUGCUUUAAGAAAUUUAAAGUCUCUAGAGACAAUAGAUUUACGUAGGAAUCAGCUUACAUUCCUUCGGUUGGUAACAUUUUCUCUUCCGGCACUGAAAACGGUAUCCUUAUCCGGCAAUCCAUGGCGAUGUGAUUGUAGAUUACGAGAAUUCAAGGAUUGGUUUUUGGAUAGCAAAUUAGGUACGGAAGAAUUACUUUGUGUAGAACCUUCUACGCAAGCCGGAAAUAAGUGGCGCCACGUGCCUAGUGAGAGUAUGGCAUGUCCUCCUGAAAUUAAAUCGAGCACUCUUAUUGUAAGAGCAGAAGUAGGCUUGCCUACCACAUUUGGAUGCUGGGUUCAUGGAGUGCCAAAGCCACAGGUGACUUGGCUUUUCGAUGGUAUUGAUGUACAUAAUAGCACAGUCGAUUGUGAUAUGGAAGAGGCCGACACAAGUGUCGAAGACGACUCUGAAGAUAGAGUACCGGGUAGUGUUAGAUGGGUGAACGUGACUUUGCUAAAUGUGACAUCCAGUGCAGCGGGUGAAUGGACAUGUGUAGCUAAAAGUAUAGCGGGAGAAGCAAGGGCUAUAAUAAGUCUAGUUUUACCCAGAUCGCAAACAGCAACAGCUCGAACGGCACCUGGAAUUCCACAUUUGUUAGGAGUUGUUUUUGGUGCGUUAGGAAUAUUAGCAACACUUGGCUUCAUUGCUGCUGUAGCUUGCUGGCAUUUGAGAAGAAGAAGUGUUCCACCUAGCAGGAGUUUUACAGAUCAAGAAAAACGUUUGAUUGACGCGUCAGUGGUCGUCAGUUGUGACCGAUCAAUUGGGGAUAUGGCCUCACCUUGUGACUUUGAACUGACUGAACGCAUCUCAGAAGACCCAUCCAGGGGAUGUGGUUUUGAACCCGUGCAUAUAACCAUAGAAGGUACUCCAGGGGCUUACCCGCCUCCACCUGCAGAAUUUGCUGUACCUGUACCUUAUGGAAAUAUUUUCAUAUCUGUCCAAGUAGCUGGCAGAGGAGAUCCCGGUAAAUAUCCUGACCUUCUUAGCGGUGGUGCAACAUUACCUAGGCGUAACCGAACGUGUUGUGCUGCUACUCCAGCUUAUGAUAAUAUGGGUCCCAGAGUAACAGCGACAGGUAGUUCCACUUGGUCAUUACCAGGAGCUAGCACAGAGAAUCUUGAAGUAUCCGAAACACCAGUUCUAACCCUUCCCCCUCCGCCUCCUGAGUUUGUUUCCCUUUAG
Molecule: messenger RNA, 1755 nt
Organism: Arctia plantaginis
Lineage: Eukaryota; Metazoa; Arthropoda; Insecta; Lepidoptera; Erebidae
Source: the annotation of a GenBank genome assembly